AUGCUGUCCCGACUUGCCAUCUCAUCUAGAUCCGCAUCUCCUAGAUUUACCUCAUUCGCUAUGCCUGUCGCUACUCAGCGCCGCUCUGUGGCAUCUUCGCAACCGCUUAAGAGCGCGAAACCACUCUACGCCUCGCAAACAACCAUCCCCCAUCUCCCCGUCCCCACCCUCGACUCGACCUUCUCCAAAUACCUCGAGACUCUCUCCCCUCUCCAGACGGCGGAGGAGCACGACCAGUCCGCCAAGCUCGUCAAGAAUUUCCUCUCGUCCCCGCUCUCCGAGAAGCUCCAGACGCGGUUGCAGGACAGGGCAAAGGAAAAGGACUCGUGGUUGUCGGAAUGGUGGAAUGAUGCGGCGUAUAUGGGGUACAGGGGGCGGAUCAUCCCGAAUGUCAACUACUUCUACACUCACAAAUUGGGUCUGGGCAAGGGAGAGUCGCAGGAGGAUAGAGCCGCCGAGCUAGUCCGGGGCGUAGUGGAGUUCAAGAAGCUUGUGGAUAGUGAGGUUUUGGAACCGGAGAAGGGCAAAGGCGGACCCCUCUGCAUGUCGUCCUACAAGUACAUGUUCAACGCCGUCCGAGUACCUACCUCCCCCGCGGACGUCCCCCUCGCAUACCCCGCGAACGAGAACCACCACGUCGUUGUCGUCCGGAACAACCGAUACUUCAAGGUCGACACUCAGGGGCGGGGCAAAAAGGAGCUCAGCGAGGCGUUCAAGCAGGUCAAGGAGAUGGCGGAUGGAAAGAAGGGGCCGGGUGUAGGAGUAUUGACUGGAGACGAUCGAGAUGUCUGGACCGAGGCCCGCCGCCACAUCAUGUCUCUAUCUCCCCAAAACACUGCCUCUAUCCAAGCUAUCGAAUCCGCCAUCCUCCUAGUAUGUCUCGACGGCGCUCAGCCCAAGAACGACGACGGUAGAGCCUGGUCGUACUGGUCCGGCGGUCUCUCUUCUUGGCCUGAAGGUCAAGGAUGGAACAGGUGGUUCGACAAGCACCAGUUGAUAGUCGAUGAGGCUGGCGAGACUGGCUUCAAUGGCGAGCACUCGAUGCUGGACGGUACCCCCACUCUGCGUCUGAACGAAUUCAUGCUCGCCUCCGUCGCCCAAGGCAAAAUCCCUCUCGAACUCCCCUCCAACGAAAAAUCAUCCUCCUCCAUGCCCAAACCGGAAGAACUCGUCUUCGAGCUUGACCGGAAAGCCUCAGAUGCGGUCGAGAAGAGUCGGAAAGGGUUCGAGCAGGAGAUGGCUCUUCAGCAGCUCAAGAUGGUCAAUUUCACCGGGUACGGUAAAAACGCCAUCAAGACCUUCAAGGCUUCCCCCGAUGCCUGGGCGCAGCUUGUCAAGCAGCUCGCAUUCUACCGACACAAAGGCAGACCGGGAGUCACAUACGAAUCCUGUCAAACCCGUAAAUUCCUGCUCGGCCGAACCGAAGUUAUCCGGUCUUGCUCAAAGGAGGCUAUCGACUGGGUCAAGGCGAUGGUCAAUGGCGCAGACGACAAGGAGCGCGAGUCAUUGUUCAGGAAGGCCGUGACGAGGCAUAUCCAGUAUUCGACCUGGGCGGCGGACGCGCAGGGGGUGGAUAGACACAUGUUUGGGCUGAAGAAGUUGGUUGGGAAGGGCGAGGAGAUGCCCGAGGUGUUCAAGGAGGAGAUCCACUCGAAGAGCAGUCACUGGGAGAUGAGUACGAGUCAGCUGAGUAGUAAAUGGCUUGACGGGUGGGGCUACGGAGAGGUGGUCGAUGACGGCUAUGGUCUCUCAUAUGCCAUCGGCGACGACAACAUUAGGUGGUGUGUGACCACGAAGAACGGGGACGCCGAGCAAUUCGCCAAGGCCCUCGAGAGCGCCGCUGAGGAGGUCCGAGCGAUGAUGGAAAGAGCUGCGGGGAAGGCUUAA
Molecule: messenger RNA, 1887 nt
Organism: Dioszegia hungarica
Lineage: Eukaryota; Fungi; Basidiomycota; Tremellomycetes; Tremellales; Bulleribasidiaceae
Product: acyltransferase ChoActase/COT/CPT
Exons: 8
Coding region: 1-1887 (628 amino acids)
Biological process (GO): carnitine metabolic process
Cellular component (GO): peroxisome; mitochondrion
Molecular function (GO): carnitine O-acetyltransferase activity
Source: RefSeq, a predicted model, not a curated record